Messenger RNA from Poeciliopsis prolifica (blackstripe livebearer), 4175 nucleotides. RefSeq names its product pleckstrin homology domain containing, family M, member 3 (gene plekhm3). The transcript has 8 exons. NCBI's taxonomy places the organism in Eukaryota, Metazoa, Chordata, Actinopteri, Cyprinodontiformes, Poeciliidae. The coding region runs from base 654 to 3110 and encodes 818 amino acids. The record is from RefSeq and is a predicted model, not a curated record.
GUUGGGUGAUUUAAAGAGGUGCUUCUUCCCACUGAGAAGGUCAUUUGAAACAAAACAUGCCAACAUGGCCGUGCAAGAUGGUUCACCCUGAAAGCAGAUCGCAUGAUGCUAAAAGAAGCACACACAAAAAAAGUGUCUCAAUAGCAGGUUCUAUAGCAACAGAUGAUAUGAAAGUAUAUAUCUCUACAAUCAGAAGUUGAUGGAAGAUAUUUAACUUUCAUGGGAGUUGUGCAGGGAGAAAACAUUUGAUCUCUUAAAGAAAAAAAAAACAUGGAUUCCACACAGUUUGUCAGAGAGAAUAUAGACAAAAUAUCUGAACUUGUGGAAUAAAUUCAUUUGGACAAACAAGCCUAAGUCCGGACAAAAGAACAAAGGACAAAUUCAGUAUUUCAGAGAACGACCCAGACACAGACCAGCUGACCUCACAACCAAAAGCAGAGCAUUGAUUUCAGUGUCUGGAUAGUGAAUUCACAAUCAGGCAUUUUUGCGUGUUCGGAAAGAAAAAAGCAAACUUUCCGAACUGGAAAAGGAAAAGUGGAAGACAGUCAGUCAGACUUCAAGCAACUAUUUGAGAAAUUCUCAGACAUGCUGAAGAUGAUUCUUCUAUUCAUAUCGGACUCUCAUGCCCAGAAGACUCCAUUAUGUCCUUGUAAAUGUUAGUUUUGCUUAGUGGUCAUGAUUGCAGGGCUCUUGUUCCUGUUCUGGAAAACUGCCUUGCUACAAGAUUAGUUACUCAGGGGAAGUCCUGUCCUUUCACAGCCAUGGAGGGCCUUGAGCAGCUUGAUGUGGUGGGUGACAUCAGCCCAGCUCUGGAAGCAACCGAGGACUUCAUCCACUCCAUGGCUGGGAUCCAGAGUCAAGGCCCGAGCCUCGCUCAAUCAAGCAACCGCCAGCCCGCCAGGGCGCCCAAGCAGCUGCAAGAUGUGUCCAGCUCCGCGCUGGGCAAGCUGAGCUCCAGCGGCGUGUGGAACCUGCUGGCCGGAGAGCAGCCGGAGGUGGGGCCCCUCGGGUUGGCCUGGGCCGACAACUUCAGCGUUCUGGGCCUGGGGAUGGGUUUGAGGCACGGGAAGAGGAGCCGGGCGCGCUCCACCAACGACCUGGUGGCCCACAUGCAGGAGUGCGCCAACAACGCCGGAAACACCUCGUCGAAGUCGGUGUUUAAGAAAGGACACAAUCGGUCCAGGUCAGACGUCAACUACCGUCCGUCUGCGUACACGGACAAUGGGCUGCCCGCGGUGGACUGCGACACGCUGAAGAACAUGAUCUUCAACCAGCAGCAGGACGUUGACAAGAGCAGCAGCAGCAGCAGCAGCGUUGUGAAGCAGGGUGAGAUGGAGCAACGUGAGGGCCCACGGGGCCGUUGGACAUCCUGCUACGUUGAGCUGACUCCCUGUGAGCUGCGGCUCUAUACUCUGGACAGCAGUGCCAAUCGCCAACUGGGCACUGCCUACUCUCUGUCGCACUGCCAGAGCGUCAUCGCCCCGGCACCCUGCAGCCAGUCCAGUCAGAUGAGCCAGCCUGGCGACAAGCGCACACUCCAGGCCUUGUUCUUCAACAGCACACGUCUCCAACUGAGGGCAGCCAACCAGUGGGAAGCGAUGGAGUGGCGGCGGCUGAUGUGGGAGAAGGUUCAGGCAGCGAGGCCCGCGAGGCAGGACAACCGCAAGCAUAAGAACAGCGUGGAAAUUCAGCAGAAGUUUCCUGUACCGAUGUCGCCUUCCUCGUCGCCCUCUCCCUCUUGGCUCGACACCCGACCUGACGGGGAUGGCGACACCCCAACUUCAUCUGAGGCGUCGCUUUCUGUGAACUCCGGAGUGUUGAGUCGGCCAACCACCCUCCCUCUGUUCAACCAGCGCUUUCAGGAUGUGCUGAAAGCUGGACUUCUCCAUCUGCUGAUGGAUCAGAACAACUGGCGGGCCUUCACUUUCGUCUUGACGAGAUCUGCUCUCCAAGCUUUUCCGACUGAAGGCAGGGGGUCUGUGUCCCAACCGGUCCUCCAAUUCUCCCUCGCUUCUUGCUCGUCAGUACAGCAGGAUCUUGUACCAGAGACCGGAGACUCAUGGGCGGAUAAAGGGCAGUGUUUCCAGGCCACUUUCCCCAAAGAGAUGCUCAAGCUCAAGGCGGAUGAUCACCUGAAAGCCCAGGAAUGGGUGGAGGCGCUGCGGCAGGCAGUGGACGCGCAGAAGCCCAUGCAGGAAGACAAGAGAGAAUCAGACGGAUCUCCUGGUCUCCAAGGAGUGUUACUGAGGCCCAAACCAUCAAGGGACAGGAAGCAGAGGGAAGCCCAGAGAGCCAAGCGGCAGUCCGUCACCACCAGUUUCCUCAGUAUUCUCACCUGCCUGGCUGUGGAGAAGGGGCUCACCGCUCAGAGCUUUAGAUGUGCAGGGUGUCAGCGUCCGGUCGGCCUGUCCAAAGAAAAGGCAAAAGUUUGUUACUACAGCGGCUGGUACUACUGCCAGAGCUGCCAUCAGGAUAACUCCUUCCUCAUCCCUGCGCGGCUGCUGCACAACUGGGACACCAGUAAACACAAGGUGUCCAAACAGGCCAAGGAGUUCCUGGAGUUUGUGUACGAGGAGCCGUUGCUGGACAUCCAGCAGCUCAACCCCUGCCUGUACGAACACUGUGAAGCGUUGAGCUCAGUGCUGCGCCUCCGUCAGCAGCUCCAGUCGCUCAGGGCCUACCUGUUCAGCUGCAGGGCGACGGUCGCCGAAGACCUGAGACGACGGAUUUUUCCCAGGGAAUACCUUCUGCAGCACAUUCACCUGUACUCUCUGGCUGACCUGCAGCAGGUGAUCGACGGGAAACUGUCCCCCUUCCUGUCCAAGGUGAUCAAAUUCGCCAGCUCCCACGUGUUCGGCUGCAGCCUGUGUCGAGAGAAGGGCUUCAUCUGCGAGCUGUGCCAGAACGGACAGGUCAUCUACCCCUUUCAGGAGAACGUCACGCGAAGGUGCGACGGCUGCGGCGCCGUUUUCCACGCGGAGUGUCGACAGAAAGCCCAGCCGUGUCCCCGCUGCGUCCGCAGAGAGCUCCACCACAAGCGGCCGUCGUCCUUCUGGUCGCCGGACGACGACAGCCCCGGCUGCUUCCACCUGCCGUACCAAGACACCUGAGGUCCGCCGCCGCGAGCGCAGAGGCCAGGAGCAAACGGGCCGGCAUGCAGCCGCCACACGGGACUAAGGGUCUGAGUUUUGGGGGGGGUUUUUUGUUUGUUUUUUUUUUCUACUCCUGCGCCUGCAGGUUGGAGCUCGCUGCAGCUUUUUGGCCACAGGACGAAUGCAGCCGCGGAGCUUCCUGCGUCGUUCUGUACGGAAGGAGGAAAGAACCGAAUGCUGCGUAAGGCUCUACAGGCCCGAGUUCUCGUCACCCUCUAGUCACGUCCGCCUUCGCUUACCUCCUGCUCCAGGUUGAACGCAACAAAUCGCAGCCGAUGACACCAGGAAGUGGAAGCACAGAAACCUGGCUGCUUGUCGUGACCUCUUAGAGGCCAAACUGUUAGUCAGCACACAGGACGACGAAGCAAAGCACAAAAUCUGCUGCUUUCCUUUUCCCGACAUGAGGAGCCUGCUGAUGCUUUUUGAUGUUUUUUUUUUUAUCCUGGAUUAAAAAAACAGAAAAAUUGAUUAAUCUAUGGUGGAUUAAAAAGAGAAACAACAUAUAUCUGCUCUUAAGUGCUAUAAGCCUACCGAGAAUAUUGUUACACUCUAAAUUAUUUCUAAUGUAGCCAUUAGAAAUCGCAUAGUGGGGGAAUUGUGUCUGUCUUGAAGCAAUACUCCAGUGUUUUUAGGGAUCAUGAAAGUUGACAGGCAGUAAUCUUCUUCCUCCUCCUCAUUCCUUGCAUUAAACGGGUCACAAGCCGUCCAGAAAAAGUAUGAAAUAAUGGUGUGGAAAAAAAUCUUUUUAGAGUUUAUCUUUUGAUUUGCCACGUCGGAACUUGUGUUUUUUGUCAAAUUGUGAGUUCAUUUUAUUUUAAAUAUCCCAUUUUCUUUUGUGAAUUACCAACAGGAUCCCGCAGAUAAACGCAGCUCAUUCAGAAAUGCAGAAUUUGUUCUCGCGGCCACGAGACGGCGCGAUCACGGCUCAAAACUGGUCCUACGGGGCCUUUAACUGGGAACGGUUUAGAAACAACCAUUAAAACCUCUUUGUUUCUUUGACAUUCAGCUUUAGCAAGUCUAAGU